This is a messenger RNA of Psylliodes chrysocephalus, 13677 nucleotides long. NCBI's taxonomy places the organism in Eukaryota, Metazoa, Arthropoda, Insecta, Coleoptera, Chrysomelidae. The record is from the annotation of a GenBank genome assembly.
CCCAAAAGUACCAUAGUUUAUCAAAAAAAAAGAAAAAGAGAAGUGACAUGGUUCAUGAUGUUAUUCAGCAUGUGAGUUCUACCAUUUUUUUAUACCAAGUCAAAAUAUCAAAGUGAUAUCAAACUAGACAGAUCAAAAACCAAUAACGGUAUUAAUUAAACCAAGAUUUAAAACAUUUUCAGCUUUAAAAAAUUUAAAAGAAAAAAUACGAAUUUUGGAAUAUCUUUAAAGACGAAGCCGAAAUUCAAAAAAAAAUAAGAAGAACGUACUUCCAAUACAUCCGUAAGAUGGUGGUAUCAUCGAUUUAAUUAAACAUGUCGAAAAUUUGGAUAUGUGAUAUCUUGUGUAUAUUAGUUAAAUGUCAAUAAUUCGUGUAAAAUUCCAAAAAAGGAAGUUAAUUUCACUUAUAAUUUCUAUAUUUAUUGAAAAUAAUUAUUAUCCAGAAAAUUUGUACACAUGGAGGAAAACAGUAAACAUACCUCUGAUAAAAAGGUAUUUAUCAUAACUCCGGAAGAGUUAGCUAAACUCGGUAUUUUAGAUUCCCUGACAGCUGAAAUAAAAAAUAAAAAUGCAGAAAAAAAAAUAGAAACACCAACUGCAUCUACAUCUACUAUAAAACCGACACAUUUCUUUAAAAACACCACAGAAAAAAUACUGCUAGAUCUUUUUAAGCAAAAUAAAGUUUGUAAUAAACUUGAAGAUGAUAAAGUAGUUUUUAAAAAACCAAGACAAGCAUCAAACUUUAACGAAAUCAAGGAUAAUGCAACUAUUACCAAAUUCCCUCAAACAAUGGAUGGAGAAAAGAAAAUAAUAGAUAAUGACUUAUCAAUGGCCAGUAGUAGCAAAAGUCAAUGUGCAUUUAAUAUUUCAAUGAAAAAUGUGCAUAAUACAUCAAAUAAAAGAAAAUUACAAUCAAAAAAGGUUACAAAUAAACAAGAGAGCAUGAGUGGUCAUGCUGAUUCAAAUAAGACAACGGAAGAAUCCUCUGUAUCUGAAAGGAAGAACAUUGUCAAUUUAAUAUCUACUUCUUUGAAGGAUAAACUCAAAAAGAAUAUUUCCAAUAGGGGAAAAGUAUCUGCUUCAGAAAUUAAAUUUAAUGGUGACUUCUCAAGUAAAAUUCAUUCUAAAAAUAGGAAAUCCGUUCCUAGUUUUAAAAAAAGUGCCCAUGUUGGAAUACAUAAUAAUAUGAAUACUACUACCAAUCCAUCUAGUUCACAAGAUUUGAUCAAAAGUGUGACUAAUAUGUUACAAAGCAGUAUAAAUAAUGUUGAUAAGAAUAUUCCAAAAAUUAAUGAACAAUUUAAAAAUAAAGAAGUGACUAACACUAUUAUAUCCUCGGAUAAAGAGGCAACUGAAUGUGUAAGAGAGAAAACUAAAAAUAAAAUAGUUAUAUUAGAAAAUAUAAAAAUUUUAGGGGUACAUAGUUCAGGAACAAGUGAAUUGCACAACAAAAGUUCAUUAGUAUCUAGACCUAAAACUGAUCACAAUACAAAUCUUCAAAAUCAAACACAAACUGUUAACCAGAAUAUUUUACAGGACCCACUUAAAACAGAAUUUGCAGUAAGUCAAAUUUCAGAAAAACCUGAAAUCAUUACUUCAAAAAUAUCUUUAACACAAGAUGACAAUAAUGUGAAUGUACCCUGUAUGACAGAAUCACUUAUGAAAAAUACUGCAGAAGAAAAGCUUUUACUAGAUUCUGCUAGGGUAAAAUCAUUAGAUGUAAGCAAUAAUUUUGAAAACAUUAAAGUUAGUUCUAAGAGAACAGAGGACAGUAAUAAUUUAGAACCCGGUGUCCUCAGAAUUACAACAAAUAAAAGGUAUUUAACAGCAGGAACUGUAGAAACAGUUUUAACAGAUAAUAAACUACAUGCGCCUAUUACAAUUGUUGGAUUACCAAUUAUUAAAACCCCACUAAAAGAGAUGCAUUCAAAAGAAAUUAACAGUGAAACUGAAGAAUUAGUCAUAAAAAAGACUUCAUCAACAUAUGAUGUUGACAAAGAAAAACCGUGUGAUAUGUAUGUCCAACCUAGUGGUUUUCUUCUUCCCAAGAAGAGAGGCCGGCCAAGAUUACCAUCAGAAUCUUCAGGAAAUAACGAUAUCGUUGUUAAAAAUGUUGAUUCAGUAGAAAAAACUCAUGAUCUUAAUAAAAGUACAACAGAAAUCAAAAUAAAAGAUAUGAAAGAAAUAGAGAUAUUAAAAAAUAUAAAAUUAAACAAAAUUGACAGUAAUCUUGUAAUGAAUACUUUGGCAGACACUUUAGUCAAGCAAAAAUCGCUCUUAUAUGAUGAAAAUUUGAAAACAUUUUCUAAUUUAAAUCCAGGAACUUUACUUCCUAAAAAAAGGAGUCGGAAGUCAUCUGCGACAGUAAUCAAUGAAAACACUAAUAGAAUUUGUGAGAAAACGAAUGUAAAUGAUUCUGAAAAAACUGUAGACCCAGAAAUAAGAAACCACGAAGAAUUUGGUCCAAUAAAAGAUAAUGUAACUAAAUCAGAAAGAGAAGAUAAUGUAUUAAAAGAUACGUCCUCUGGCGUAGAACGUUCUUCAUUUGAAAAAAUUCCUAUUAUUGAAAAAAAAUCGUCAUCAUUCGAAGUAAAUACAAAUUUUAAUUUAGAAGAAAAUUUAUUAAAAAAGAGUGAUAAACCUAAUAUAAACCAAAGUGGUAUGGUUCAAACUAUUGCAACCCCAAAAAAACCAUCUGUAGAUGCCGUCUAUAUACCUAAUGAAACUGACAUCAAACUGAGUGGCUCUAUUGCAGAAACUUCUAAACAUGUUGGACAGUUAUUACAUUUAAAAAAUAUUGAAAAACAAAAUAUCGAUGAAGAUCAAACAAUCUCUAAAUCUGUUCAGGAUGAUGAUUGCUUUAAAGUCGUCGCUACUGAUCAAAGUCAGCUAAAAAACAAUAAAAAAGACGAUCAUAAAGGAGGAAGUGAACUGGAUCAGGAAAAAACGGACGAGCAAUCAUUAUUGAAACACAAUGCCGGUGAAAGUACAUUGACGUUUUCUAAUAACGCAUUGGUAACCAAUACCAGAAAUUUACCUUAUAUAAUUCAAGAUGGACAUGAAGGAAGAAAAUCCAUUUGUGAUGAUUAUAAAGACAUUGAAAAGGAAAAAUACAUUCCAAUUAAAAAAAGUAAACGAUACAGGAUUCCAUGUAGAACAAAUACUCAAACACAUAAGAUGGUUGAGGUAAACUCAACAGAACAAAUACCACAACCUCAAUCUAUAUUAAGCACUGAUCUACCCAUUAAAAAGAAAUUGAAACGUCCACAAAAAAAAUUAAAUUUGCAAAAUAAUGUUAAAAAUGAUAUUAUUACAAAACCAGAUUCAACUAUUGAAAAUCUAGAUGUCAGUACUCUAAAUCUGGAAAAUCAGAGUGACGUUUAUAAUGCUGGUGAUACAUCCAAGUUCGAAGAAAAAAACAUUUCCAUAAAUACAUCUAUCUCCAAUUCUGAACCACAUACAAACCUAAAAAGAGGUAUAAAACCAAAAAGUGAGUACGUUGCUCCACCUGAAGAAAAUAUUGAAUUACCAAUGGAGAAAUCUAUAAGAGGUAGAAGACAUGUUAAAAUUAAUUAUUUGGAAUUAGAGAAUAUGUUUGUGGAAGAUACAUAUUUAAUAAAACAAAUUAAAAAAUCUGAUGAAGAUAAGGCACCGGCAAAUACUUCGUUUAAUAGCUCAGAUAUGCCUAAAAAGAAAAGAGGUAGACCACGCAAAAGUGAAGUCACACAACCUAAAGAAAAAAUGGAAGUGACAGAACUAGAAAAUGUUUCUAGUAAACCAAAAGAUGCAAGUAGAUCAGAGGAUGAAGAAAAAAAUGACAUAGCUACCAAUCAAGAAUCUGAAGUAAACACAAACGUUGAUACCCAAAAUUCAACAGAUAUUGAUGAUAAAAAAAAUGUCUCUAAAGAAAAAAAUGAAAUUAACCCAAUCAAUUCUAAAGGUUCUAUAACUCUAAAAGAUCAGACAAUUUAUACACCAGUUUCCCAAGGUAACACAUCAGCAGAUAAUUUGUUCAAUAGCUUAGAUGUUACACUUAAAAAGAAAAGAGGUAGACCACGCAAAAGUGAAGUAACACAACCUAAAGAAAUAAUGGAGGUAGCAGGACUAGAAAGUGUUCGUAUUAAACCAGAAGAUGCAAGUAACAAUGCAUCAAAGGCAGGAGAAAAAAAUGACGUACUUAUUAAUCAAGAAUAUGAAAUCAACACUAACGUUGAUACCCAACAUUCAACAGAUAUCGAUGAAAAAAAUGUUGUUAAAGGAAAAUGUGAAAUUGACCCAAUCAAUUCUAUACGUACUAUAAUUCCAAAAGAUCAGAUAAUUUCUACACCAGUUCCCCAAGAUACACUAGCAGAUACUUCGUUUAAUAGCUCAGAUGUUACACUUAAAACGAAAAAAGGUAGACCACUUAAAAGUGAAGAAACACAAUCUGAACCAAAAAAGGAGGUAGCAGAACUAGAAAGUAUUCCUAGUGAGCCAAAAGAUGCAAAUAGCACUGCAUCAAAGGACGAAGAAAAAAAUGACGUAGUUAUAAAACAAGAAUCUGAAGUAAACACAAAUGUUGAUACCCAGCAUUCAACAAACAUCAAUAAAACACAAAACAUCGUUAAAAGUGAAAUUGAUCCAAUCAAUUCUAUAGGUACUAUAACUCCAAAAGAUAAGACAAUUUCUACACCAGUUCCCCAAGACAACACAUCAGCAGAUACUUCGUUUAAUAUCUCAGAUGUUAUGCCUAAAACGAAAAGAGGUAGACCACGCAAAAGUGAAGUAACAAAGGAGGUAACAGAACUAGAAAGUGUUACUAGAAAACCAAAAGAUGCAAGUAACACUCCAUCUAACGCAGAAGAAAAAAAUUACGCAAAUAUUAAUCAAGAAUGUGAAGUAAACACAAACGUUGAUAUCCAACAUUCAACAAAUAUCGAUGAAAAACAAAACGUAGUUAUAGAAAAAGGUGAAAUUGACCCAAUCAAUUCUAUAGGUACUAUAACUCCAAAAGAUCAGACAAUUUAUACACCAGUUCCCCUUGAUGAUUACUUGAAAAAUAAAGAAGGUGAUAAGGAAAGAUCAUACAGUACUGAAAAUCUAGUUAAAGAUCCAAGUGAAUUAGAUUUGGAAACAGAAGAGCGACCAUUACUGAAACGCAUUGCCGGUAAAAGUACAUUUACAUCUUUUAAUGAUAAACCAUUGGUAUGCGAUACCAGUAAUUCCAUUAGCGAUGAUUAUACUCACGAUGAAAGCAUAAAAAACGAAACAGAAAUUCCGCCUUUUAGAAGGCGAUGGAGGAUUUCGUAUAGAAAAAAUAUUAAAAUCGCUAAAGAAAGGAAUAAGAUAACUCAACAGAAAUUAGAACCAAUAGAUUUACGAAAUAAUGUUGAAAUUAAUAUUAGUUCCAAACAAAAUUCAACUAUUGAGAACCUAGUCAACAAUUCUCUAGAACUGGAUCAGAGUGAGGUUCAUAAUGACUGUGAUAAUUCUAUAUUUGAAGAAAAAAGCAAUAAUUCCUUAAAUUUAUCUAGCGGCAAUUCAGAACCACCCAAAAAAAAACAAAAAAGUCGGAAACAAAAAAGUGAGUACGUCACUCCACCUAAAGAAGUCAUUGAAUUACCAAUGGAGCAAUCUUUAAGAGGUAGAAGACAUGUUAGAAUUAAUUAUUUUGAAUUAGAGAAUAGGUUCAAAGAAGAUAAUAACGAUUUUAUAACCAAUAUUAAAAAACCAGAUAAAGGUAACACACAAGGAGAUACUUUGUUAAAUAGUUCAGUUACUCCUAAAAAGAAAAGAGGUAGACCACGUAAAAGUGAACUGACACUUCCUGAAGAAAAAUUAGAGGUAUCAGAAGGAGAAAGUGUUGUUAGUAAAUCACACGAUGAUUGUGGCACUGGAUCAAAGGUUGAAGAAAAGAAUGACGUACCCGUGAAUAAAGAAUCUAAAAAUAAUUCCAAAUCAACUGAUAUCCAACACAUUGAAGAUGCGAAUAAGACUUCAAAUGAAGCUAAUAUUAUAAAAACUAGUUCUGAUGAGCCUAAUAAAAACAAACGCGGUAGACCUCGAAAAGCUUUGCAACCUGGAGCAGAAAUUACUUUACCAAUGGAUAAACCGGAAACUUCAAGUACAUGUAACCAAUCUGAUCAAAAUGAGGACAGCUAUCACAUUGAAAAUGAAGUUAAUAUUAAAACACUCGAUGAUGAAGUGAAUUCGAUACCUAGUACUUCGUUUGACAGUCCAGCAUCUACAGUUAAGAAGCGAGGAAGGCCUAGAAAGGACCAUUUUAAAGACAUUGAAUUAAUGGAAAUAGAAUCCAAGCGGGGAUCCAGACAAUCCGUAACUUAUUCUGAGACCAAGAAUCAGUUGGAUGAAGAUUCUGUAGAAGAAAUUGGAUUUAUUAAAAAACGAAAACGAAAAAUUUCUUCAAGCGAUCAAGAAAUAAUUGAUGAGCCAGUUGAAAAACCGAAAUAUGUGUAUACAGGAAGGUAUACAAAGUUGAUCAACGAUGUUUUCACUGCAGCGGUUUCAAAAUCCGACGAUACUGAAGAAAAUCCAAAUGCCAACAUAAAUUUUCAACCUAGGGUUUGUGGAAGACCAAAAAAAAAUACUGAACCUGCGAUCAGCGUUGAUGAUAAUGGCCAAGUUACUUGUGUUCCUUGUCAAAUUAAAAUCCCCGAAGAAGAAUGGAUUGAUCACAAUGAAAAUAAACAUUCAAAUUUAUCAUGGAGAGAAGGAGAACAUGUAGUGUUAUUAGACCAACCAUCAUUACUUAAAGACAAAUUGAAACCUUUGUUAAAAAAAAAUGGAUCAUUGACUUGUACGAAAUGUAAACAAAAAUUUAUGAAAAUUUUACCCUUCGUUUCUCAUACUGAAGAAUGUAUCGGUAUAGUCGUGAAUGGAAAUGUCACUUGCUCUUCAUGCAAUAAGAGCAUGCCUAAAAAAGAUUGGUCGCACCACAAGAUUAGACAUAAUAACAUGACCUGGAGAGUAGGGGAACAUCCACUGGAUCUAAACAAUGAAACAUUCGUUUUGACGACCUUAAAUGCGUUAUACAAGGCCAAAAAGCCUUUGUACUGCGAAAAAUGUGGUAUAGUGAAGAAAUCGGUGGUUGGACUUUUGUCGCAUUUGGGACAAUGUGGCAAUACGGAGCAAGCGAAAAUUGAGUGCGAGUUGUGCGGUAAAAAAGUGUUACCCGUCAGUCUACCGACCCAUAUCAAACUAGCGCAUGAAACUGCCAAAAAGGUUGAAACGACAUCAAAUUACUUUCAGGUGGAUUUGGAGGUGUCACAGAAGAGGAGAAAGGCUGCUACCAAAGCUAUGGCUAAAAUUGACGAAUUUUCUUCAGAUACAAAAGAAACACUUACGCAUUUUAUUAUAAAUAUGAAAUUUGAAGACAACGAUUUAUUAAUGGCGUUCAUAAAUAAAGAAUUAGAAGAAAAUAAUUUUGUCAAAUGCAAAAUAAGUACCUGCGAAUUUUCGAGUGUGAAAAUUUUAGAUGCAUUGUCUCACCUUAAAGAUUGCUCUUUGAAACUGGACCAGCGCUUUACUUGCAAGACUUGUUUUUUAACGGAACCUACCGAAGAGGACAUUAUCGAUCAUUUGCAGAAGGUGCACAACCUUGAAAUGAAACAGGAAGAUCCGGAGUAUGUUUAUAACGAUGAAGAUAAUAAUGUACAUGAUUUUUUUCUGGAUGAUGAAAAUGCUUUAGAAAGACCAAAGAAAAGGAAACGAUACCUAAGAACACAACCUUAUAAGGAUACAUCGAAUCUUAAACUGAAACCCCGUUUCAUUCAUUUAGUAAGCAGAGGAAAAUAUGCUGACAGUAAUCUAUUUUCGCACGCGUUUGAAUACGCGUUUGAAUUUUGCGAGAAAAAUUAUAACAUUAAAAGUCUAUUCGAUGAUCUAAAGUGCGACGAAUGUUUUUGGAAUCUAAUAGACGAUGAACAUUUGGAGAAAUAUAUGCCGCUUUACGAAUUAUCGUGUGACGUUGUCAUUAGAAAAGUAAAAGGAUUAAAAAGUAAAAGUAUUUUCAAAGAUGAAAUAGGGUUUAAGAAAUAUGAAUUAUUCGAAGUGGAACAACAAGAUGCUCGUACCACCAUAUUUUGCGGCGCCCCGGUACGCUGCAUGGCGUGGAUGCCGACCCCUUACGAAUCUUUGAACCAGCCCCAAAUUCUGGCCGUGGCGACGAGCAAACAUUUCGACGAAAAAUAUAAUCACUUGAAACAUUAUUCCGAAACGACUGUGAUCCAGUUCUGGAAUUUCGGUUUAUUGCAGAAUGGCAAAGAUAUCACCGAACCCAAACUUGAAUUUUGCUUGGGCGUGGAUAACGGGCCGGUGUGGUGUAUGGAAUGGUGCCCAUCGGGGUGUUACAAUGUGGAUGGAUCAAUUGUGUGGAGUAGAAGGGGCUUGUUGGCAGUUGCUGGACAUUCGAUGCCUGUGCAUAUUUAUUCUAUACCGUUGUUAACAGAGGAUCAAAGCGGAUUGUUUUACAAAGCCAAACCUGUAUUGAAGCUGCAACUAGUCAAGGACGAUACUAAUUUAAAGAGGCUGCUUUUUCCUACAAAACUAUCGUGGAGUAAGGUGUCAGGGCAUAAUCAUAUAGCAGUAGGUUACAGUGAUGGAACUGUAGCUCUCUAUAAUUUGAAUACAUCGUCAAAGCUAUUAAGGUUUAUAGAUAAAUCAUCGGCAGACGUUUUGAUGCCUUAUAAGAUCUUGAAAACUCACUCUCACUACAUAUCAGCUAUUUCUUUUAUACCAAUUGGUCAAGGUAAUAGAUGGUUACUGACGUCCUCUUUCGAUAAAGCUGUUCAUUUAUGGGAUUUAUACACUGACGAUAAGAUUUCUCUUAAGAAAGGCAAAUUGGCGUCCGAUGUUGUUUGGUUAACGCAAUGGUUAAGUUUUAUAACUGGUGGUGAUGAGUCAACUGCAGUUGGUCAGGCUGUCGCUGUAACCAACAGUCACCGGGAAUAUUUGUAUGACGUGCACACCCUUUCCUAUUCCUUAUCGUCGUUUACGUCGAUUUCUACGAGCGAUUGGUUAAAUGCGUUCGUACACGGCAACGAAAACGGUGAAAUUGUCAUAUCUUUGCUUCAUCAGAUGCUGUACGAAAUGGGAAGGUUAAGAAAAUCCAACGAUUAUCGAUAUAUACUCGGGUAUUCAAAAUUGAUCGACAAAACAUUGUCGCCCGAAGAGAGGGCUACUGUCGAAGAAGAAAAAAAGAAAGUUUUAAAGGUUCUCCCGCGCCAACGUCGUAAAUUGCAAGAAGCUUCAGACGGAAAUUCCCAUUAUCAUUGGUAUGAACCUUAUGAAUACGAAGAAGCCACUGCAAAAUACGGGUUGAUGUUCUGUGAUACUGCCGAUCUGUACAAAUUGAGUUCAACGUAUCAAGAUACUGAACCGGUUAAGUCUAAUUUGUACCCCCUGAUGGCCAUCAACCAAGUCAGCUUCAAUCCCAAUCAACAAGCCAGUUUAUUCUUCGCGACCGGCUAUCAAAUCGGAUUCGUUAGAGUGUCUUAUUUGAAAUUUUUGGAAGAUGAUCGACAAAUUCGAAAGUCAAAAUCGUAAUAGAAUAAGCUUUAAACGUUACCGUUUAUUCAUAAUUUAAUUAAGAACAAAAAAAUCAUUAAGAACUUACCCUGUGAUGCAAGAAGUCUUGGUCUAGGACACUAAGGUUCAAACGGCAAGGCGCUGUGGGCCAUAGGGCAUAUUAUAUCACCUUUUAAAGGUGAAGGAGAUAUUGCAUGCUCUUCAGAAUUUAUUGCAAAUGAAGACACUGGUGCAAAAAGGGAGUAACUCCGAUUUAAUUAAUUUUUUAGGAGAAGGUAAUAUCUAUUUAUAUUUGAAAAUAUUUUGUUAACAUUACGUUGUAGUUUACUUAAGAAUACAUAUUAGGUCCAAAUUUCACACUUUUAAAUAAUUUCGUUAAAGUACAGCAUUUAAAAAAAGUUGAGGAGCUGCUUCCUUUUUGCACCGGAAAGUAAUAGAAUUGUGCCUAAAUUAAUACACUAUUAAAUAAAAAAUCCUUAAAUUUUACAGUUUAAUGUAGAUAAAAGCAACACAACUAUGUAGCAUACUUUUUAUUAUAGUCAUUUUAAGCAUAAAGUGUCUGCUCACUGGAUAUGCUCUUCUUUUUUUACAUAUACAAUCAGCUAGGACGUAUUUUGUUGCUAGUUCUUUUACAUGCAGAUAUUUAGGGCGCUUGAGUGGUAAAGGGCCGGGUAGAGGUGUAAGUCUUAGGGCAUUUUACGAAAACAGGUGCUGCUUCGAAGUGGCAAAAAGAUGAAUUGAUUUGGUGCACAAACGAGGUAGCUCCAGAGUCGUCUCCGUUUUCCACUGAAUUAAAGUAGGGGGACGACAAUAUAUUCCGUAUUACCUCGUUCUUGCACCAAUCGAUAGAGCAUCUUUUUUUUAUAUCUUUCACUAUAAAACGAAUAAUCCUAUCAAAGUGGAGCUGCCUCCUUUUUGCACCAGUGUCUUCAAACGCUCUACGCAUUAUUUGCAAACUUUAGAGAAAAGAACUGUUAUCUAUAAAUAGUCUUGAUUAUAUUUUUCGUAGUUUACGUAUUUAUUUAUUUAUUAAUAUAGUUUGAUACUGUUGUUUCCAUCAACCAGUAUCUUUUUUUUUUUCAAAGAGCAUCUUUUAAUUUUAUAUUUUAUAAAGAAACGACAGAGCUCUACACUACAUACCUGAGUUCCACCUUCUUUAAUUUUUUUUUUUAAUUGGAUGUCUCAACACUUUUUAAUUAGUUAAUUUUACAAUGUUUAUCGGCUUAUUUGGUUUUUAUAAUUUUGCCUGUGCUUUAAAUAACUUUAUUCAAUAUGAGUCGAAUGGCUGUUUAAAAAUCGAUGGGCAAAAUCAAAUUUUGUUCGUAGCUACAUUAUGCUGUGUAAAUAUACCCGGUCUAUAGUCGACCUUCUUGCCUAAAUCCUGAUAUUCCUUAAUUCUUUGUCUGUUUUGUAUGAUUUUCGCUAGAUUUUAUUUACAGAGUGUUCCUUAACGAUAUGCGAUUAUUUAAGGAUGUGAAUCUACAUGAAAAAUUAAUAAGUUUUCUUUAUAAAUUAUUGUCCAAAAAUGUUCCGUUAUGAAUAUACAAGGUGCUAAACUUUUAAGAAAAAAAGGAGAAUUAAUUUUUUCCUAACCGCUUGAGAUAUUUCAGCGAUAUUUAAUUUUAAGUGACAGUUAAUAGGUGCAAAUUCUUCAAUACAAAAAUAUUUUUCAGCUUUAACAGUGGUGUGCGUACAGACACUAGCCCGCCCCAACAUUAAAAAAAAAUACGCCAUGGUUUUUCCCAAAUAAAAAUUAUUUUUAAAUACUUCGUUCAAUUUUAAACUUAAAGAGUCUGCCGAUUUGUUUUCCUACGUUGCCCCGUUUUUAAGUAAAAAAAAAAUAAAAACUUGUAUUGUCCGAAAAAUUAAUGUAAUUAUUAAAGAAUAAUAGGAAAAAAAUGAACAUGUGGAACAUAGUUUAUAAAGCAAACUAUCACUAAUUUUUCAUGUAGAUUUACACCCAUAAAUUUAGUAUGGCAAUCCCCUUUCCAGAACCAAAAGUAUGAAAGAGAUACUCCAGACAUUUGCGAAGCCCUGACGAGCUCAAAUUCCUUAAGAACAAUCAGGACCUUCAACCAGUUGCCAAAUUAAAAACUCUCAUCGCUCACGCUAGUCAUGCUCGGUGUGAUUCUUUAUUUUUUUUAUUUUUUCUUUUGUAACUCGGUAAGCAGAUGUUCCCUACGACUUUCCUCAUACCACAGCUUGAUGAAAAUCGCUGCCUUUUUACUCACUCCACCUUGCCCUUUUGGGUCUUGUGUCAUUACAGUAAAUACAUUUGCACCGUUAGCCUUUGAGAAAUAAGGGAAGAUUAAAAUGACAUACAUCCCCUAUGUAUUAUGGUUGUCCACUUUUCUGUUAAUUGGACCAGGUGUGCUCAUGUUUUUGGUAUCAAAUGCAAUCAUUUCAAAAAAACUAUUGUUUCUUUAUAAUUCUUGAGUUCUAUGCGAGUAAAACCAUUUUAUAUAAGAUUUGUUUUGUUUUACAUAUAUAUAAAUAAUGACGAAAAAAUUGUACAUAUGUAGGUAUUUAUUUUUAUGUUAAAUAUUAAUAUAUUUUAUAUUUAAAAUGAAUGUAAUAUAUUGUUUUAAUAAAUUAUAGCAAACAUUUAAAGAUAUUUAGUUUUGAAGAGGUUUUUCUCCAUAGUGAAAUUAUUUUUACUUAUUUUUGACGUCUUACAAUCGGAAAACACUUGGACACCAAUUUUGUUAACGUGAACCCUCCGAUGCUACUUGCGAAAAGCCUAUGGCAGCUUCAGAUGGAAACAAUGAAAAAUUCCAGAGGUCGAUGUUGUCUAUCGGGUUUGAAUAGGUAUUGACACGACAAAGAAUUUUCGCUCUCAUGGUCUGAAUAGGUAUAUCUGAGAAAGGCCGCAACAAGUUCACAUGUCGAAAUUAAAAUGCAGGGUGAUGCCGACUGAUAUUUGGAUCAAAUUUUUGAAUUUGAAUAAUUAAAUUAAUUUUAAAAUAUAAUGAAAAAACAGGUUAAUUACAGUUUAAUUGUCUUUUAAAUUAAAGCCAUUUAUUUUAAUGUAGUUCGAUUGGUAUGGUCUAAGAAUGACCUUCCAGAAUACCAAAUUACCAAUUGGGUUAGUUCCGACCGUAUUAUAAUAUUAAACAACUACUUCACUGUAGAAUUCCCAGAAACUAAUUUUUCGAGACUUUUAAAUAACCAUCUAAAGUGAAAGUCAAAAUAUUCGGUAACCUUAAUUAUUAUAAACCAAUUACUAUUCUAUAAAACAUACAAAAAAUAAACACAUUUUUUAGCUAAUCUUGCUUAUAAAUUUUGGCUUUCAACACGGCCUUAUCUAAAAUUUCGGUAAAAGUUCUUUGAGUCAAAUCGCACAAUUCGGCGCUUUCCUUCGACGCUAUUUCCAAGCUCUUGCCCAAAUGUGCGUCGAAAUGCGAGGCCAGAGACGCUUGGGAUUCACAUAUCCUCGCCAAUUGCAUGAGGAGGUUGAUUAUGUCUUCAGUUAGAGGUGGGAACGCUUCGCUAAUUCGAACUAAAGCCGGCAGAACUGGAUUGAAAAGUUUUAUACGCUGAGUGCUAGAUACACCUAAAAUAUAUAUUAACUGUUACAUCGUCUUUAGUAUUCUGUAUGUAGAUACUCACCACCCAGAAGUGCGUAAAGUAAAUUUAGUGAUAAGACGCACAAAUUCAAACUUUUUGGUAGCGCAUAUUGCAAACUGAUAUGCGACAGAAGUUGAAUGCCGAAUAUUUGUUUGUUUAAACUGGGCUGUUGCAUCAAUUCCUGCAAAAAAUCCAAACAAAUGUGCAUAGAGGGCACGCCCUUGACUACUAUUUCGAUCAGUUCGCUUGGAUAAGUCUGAAAACAUAAAUACUUGAGCAUUCACGUGAAUUGAUUAAUAGUUACUCCUAAUCGGCAAUAGGGCUCUGUUUCUACGCUUCCCGUAUUCACCGACAUCUCCCAACAUACUAGCCACACACCACAGACAGAAAUAAUAAGUACUGUAUAUUAAAACUUACUUGAAAAUGUACCAGUUUACACAGCAUUGUAUCGGCAAUGAAAGCUUGAUGAAGGUAACUGCACACUAAAGAUCGAACUUCUUGUAACGACCAUUGUCUACCGGGUAUCGCUUUGUCAGCAUCAGUUUCUGAACAUGUUUCUAUCAACAUCUGAAUGGCUGCAGAUUC